UGUCUCCCUCUCCCCAUCACACACCCUCUCUCCUCCAUCUCUUCCCAUUCCUUCCUCCUCCUCAGACACUCAACCUUGCCGUCUCGCGCAAACAAACCCUUACACACACUCAUGCUGAUUGGCAGCCAAGGACAGAGCACCCUCUCUCCCGAACCGGCGACCAGGCUUCUUGACACAGAGCUCAGCUGAGGAAGAGGACGAGACCAUGGAGCACAGCCACAUCUUCCCUGUUUUUCCCCCAAAUGGGAGCACCUGGAGCCCGGGGCAGCCCCCCUCCGAGGUGGCCCGGGGAUGCCCUCUCGGACCGCUGCCUGUUAUCUACUACAGUGUGCUGCUCUGUCUGGGCCUACCAGCUAACAUCCUGACAGUGGUCAUCCUGUCCCAGCUGGUGCUGCGUCGUCAGAAGUCCUCCUACAACUAUCUCCUGGCUCUGGCAGCCGCUGACAUCCUAGUCCUGCUCCUGAUUGUUUUUGUUGAUUUCAUACUGGAGGAUUUUAUCUUGGCCACGCCGCUGCCGCCAUCAUUAAACAAGGCCGUGCAGGUCCUGGAGUUCUCCUCCAUUCACACCUCCAUCUGGAUCACCGUGCCCCUGACCGUCGACCGCUACAUCGCUGUUUGCCACCCGCUGCGCUACCACACGGUCUCCUACCCAGCCCGCACACGGAGGGUGAUCUUUGCCGUGUAUAUUGGGUGCUUGUUGUCUGCAGCUCCUUAUUACUGGUGGCCUGAGCUAUGGCACAGCCUGCCGGGGAUGGACAGUGGUGGUGUAGGAGGAGGAGGAGGAGGUGAAGGAGGAGGAGAGAGCAACAGGAGAACCGUGGCCCAGCACGUCCUGGUGUGGGCUCACUGUGCCACCGUCUACCUCCUUCCCUGCACCGUCUUCUUCUCCCUUAAUGCUGUCAUCGUGCGUAAGCUACGCAAACGUCGCAGCUGUUUCCGCCUCCGCGGCUACUCUACCGGCAAGACCACCGCCAUCCUCCUCGCCAUCACCUCCAUUUUCGCUGUGUUGUGGGCACCGCGCACCCUCAUGAUCCUCUACCACUUCUACUCCCCCCCUCCAGCCUCCCCAGGUGCCGGCCGACUGCUCCACGUGCUCACCGAUCUGGCGAACAUGCUCGCCCUGCUCAACACCGGUGUCAACUUUUUCCUCUACUGCUUCAUCAGCAAGCGUUUCCGGGGCAUGGCGGCCAACGUGCUGCGAGCGCUGGUCCACUGCCGCAAGCAGCCGCCGCCGUUCUACGCCAGCCACAACUUCUCCAUCACAAGCAGUCCCUGGAUCUCACCAGCCAACUCCCACUGCAUCAAGAUGUUUGUGUACCAGUAUGACAAAAAUGGGAAGCCCAUCUGCAUUUCCUCGUGAGUCGUCAGCCACCGGCAGCUGACCCCCCCCCCCCCCCACCGUUAGUCCUGGGGAAACAUAUUUUGGGAUUUGUCUCUAUUGCGACUAGUUUUGUCCGACUCUUUGAGGCCUGUAAAUGUCAACACGCCCGGAGAGCACAGAGGUAA
Molecule: messenger RNA, 1506 nt
Organism: Platichthys flesus (European flounder)
Lineage: Eukaryota; Metazoa; Chordata; Actinopteri; Pleuronectiformes; Pleuronectidae
Gene: gpr139
Product: G protein-coupled receptor 139
Exons: 2
Coding region: 206-1360 (384 amino acids)
Biological process (GO): G protein-coupled receptor signaling pathway
Cellular component (GO): membrane
Molecular function (GO): neuropeptide receptor activity
Source: RefSeq, a predicted model, not a curated record